Fundulus heteroclitus (mummichog) is the source of this 3392-nucleotide messenger RNA. RefSeq names its product ring finger protein 11b (gene rnf11b). Bases 431 to 895 code for a protein of 154 amino acids. Lineage: Eukaryota; Metazoa; Chordata; Actinopteri; Cyprinodontiformes; Fundulidae. The record is from RefSeq and is a predicted model, not a curated record. The transcript is spliced from 3 exons.
CACCUUUGUCGUUGUUCAGCAGCUGCUCUCAAACUGGAAAGUCCCCUCAGAGCCAGACAGCUUCCAGGCAGGCAAAACACACCUUCGUCUUUCUCUUGGACAGACGGACUUGGAUGUUUUGCCGUCCUGGCUGGUUUAGCGAGACACAAAACACCUGUCGACGCUUUUAAUUGUGUCAAUUUUGCAUUUAAAUAUCCUGCUAGGGAGUCGAGGCUGGCGUUAGCGGGGCUAGCUUUUUGUGCGGCUAGCUGCUAGCUGAGGGAUGUUUUGUUGUUGUCGUUAAGCCCGGCAGCCCUCCCGUCGUCUGGGAGAGGAUAUUUGUCAGCCGUGGAUGGGGACGUCGCGUUGACGCAUCUGAAAUCCGCCGACACAGACAGACAGACAGGCAGGGAGGAGGGUGGGAGAUCCAGUUUGACUGAAGGGGAAGGAGAUGGGAAACUGUCUGAAGUCUCCGACCUCGGAUGAUAUUUCUCUGCUACAUGAAUCCCAGUCGGACCGGGCCAGCUAUGGAGACGGCGCUGACCUGGACCAGGAGCCGCCGCCCCCCUACCAGGAGCAGAUCCACGUCCCCGUCUACCACCCGACCCCCAGCCAGGCUCGACUGGCCACCCAGCUGACUGAAGAGGAGCAGGUCCGCAUCGCUCAGCGCAUCGGCCUCAUCCAGCACCUCCCGAAGGGCGUCUACGACCCGGGCCGCGAUGGCUCCGAAAAGAAGAUCAGAGAGUGUGUCAUCUGCAUGAUGGACUUUGUUUAUGGGGACCCCAUCCGGUUCCUGCCCUGCAUGCACAUCUACCACAUGGACUGCAUAGACGACUGGCUGAUGAGGUCCUUUACCUGCCCCUCCUGCAUGGAGCCUGUAGACGCAGCUCUGCUCUCCUCCUACGAGACCAACUGAGAGACUCCUUCCCCCUCUGCUGGAUCAGCAAAACCUACACACAUAAAAAUACCCUAAACCUCCUCACUGCUAACUUAUAUCCUGGAUUAGUAAAAUUAUGAAAUAUAGGUCAUGAUUUUAAGAGAGAGAAGAAAAAAAAAAUGGAGGAAUUCUGUUUCUGUGCAAAAUAUAUGUACUUAAAUGUGAAGGCAUACGACUGACUGUGAGCGCAACGUUUCCUCAGUCAGCCUGCUGGACGGGACUGUAUCUGAGAAAAAGGCUGAGGCAGGAGCAAGCUGGUGUGACGGUAGGACUCGGAGACGAGCAUCACCGAGAUGUGCCAGAACAGGGUAGAGCGAAGGUCGGGAUUAAGAAGACCGUUUUAAACGUGUGAUGUACAAACGUGCACAGUUCCUUCCUUUACUUCCAGCCUCUGAAACGUGGCCACCAGAAGCCAGAAAGAGACGUCUGACCUCCAUCCCAGGGCUGCGUAAUCGUGUUUGCUGGACUGCUUGUAACUCCCGACGAAAAGGGGGAAACUAGACGACCUCCAGCAGAGUGGCAUUUACUGAGAAACUGUCUCUGCUGCAGAGAGGACUCCUGAUGGGCUAACUUGAGACGGACAUCCGGCUUAAGACUACUGACGUUUGUUGCUGGGGGACCACAGGCUGAGUUUUGUCUGUCUGUACAGAUCUUUUCUGUCAAAUGUGAUGGUCAAUGCUUUGAUCGACAGUCCUGUGGUUUUGUGAAAUGUAUUUGUUUUCCAACUAAAGGGCUCUGUUGAAUCAGUGUAUGCUAAUGUGACGGACUGCUGGUAAAAAAGUGUCCCUUUUUAAAGGUUCUGAUUCCUCCCUCAGAUUAUUAGAGAAAGCACAAUUCAACAGCUUUUUUUUUUUUUUUGCACUUCCCAGUCAGACCUAGGACAAGAGAAUCUGCAUUACUGCAAUGUGAUCUAUAAUAUCUGCUUUAUGCACAUCCCCAUAAGGGUUGUGCAGGAGACCAGGCUGAAAUAAUGCAUCUAUAAAUUGCCAGAAAAUAAAAGUAAGACUGCUUAAGCCUUCACCAAAAAUACAGUUUGUUUAAUGAGUUGCAAAUGUGUGCAGUUGUCCUGUAUUUAAUCAUAAUUUAUUGAGUUAAAUAUAUUUCUGUUAAAAUUGGACUUUUUUUUUUUGGCACCACGAGGCCUCGGUCUGAAGAAUCUCUGCUACAUUUUUACGUUCCUAUUCUCAAUGUCAUCCAGUUUACAGAAAUGGCCCAUGAAACUAAAUUACUUGGUCAUAUUUUCCUUCUGCAAGACGUUGAAUCUGCCUCUGCACUGCUUACGUGACUUAUAUCAUGUUUAAAAAAAAUAAAAAAUCAAGUGAGCAGUCCUGGCGUGGGCAAACUUGUCCUCCAGGUCUUAAAGCACCCACCCUGAGGUUUUCUUUUUUAAAAAAACCCUGAUGGAUAGCUGGUCAUGGUCUAUACAUGUUUUUUUCCGCACAGUCUUUUAUAUCUUUAUAACCGUCAUCCAGGUGGCGCUUCAUGGCCUUAGGCUGUACUCGUGAGAGACUGUUUAACAUUGUUGGUUUUCGUUCUUUGUGGGAAAUUAGUAGGGAUUCGGUGCCGCUGAUGCAGGCUGAGCUGACAAAAAAAAUACAUAUUUUCUAGCUACUUUAUCUCAAGAGUUUAGCUCUGAUUAAAGAAAUCCCUGAUUCUGCACAAAACUGCGAGUGAGGAGACUAGUUUAGUUUGAACUGUAAGCUCCACCCCCAGCUGUGGACCCUCCUUGUCUCUCCUCAGUCGACACGCACAAUACUAAACGCACAUCAAGCUCGAGCACAAUCCUCUGGACAAAACAAGGCUUUAUUGGGGGACUUCUCUUCGUUUUCUUUGACAUAAAUAGCUACGUCUCGGGAAAAUUGUAUUUUCUUUUAUGCUGAACAAUUACUUUCAAAUAACAGCAUACCCUGUUGUGCCAUUGGCAGAGAAAAGUCGUCCCCAGUUUGCUGCUUAUUCCUACUGAAAAAAGCCUGAACUCGCUCUAUCACGUAAUCAAUUAGUCAGUUGUUAUCAAAUUGCGUCUUAACACAUAAUACAUUUUGUAAAAAGCUAUUUUUCUUAGCCAGACAAAUUUAAAUUCAGGUAUAGCUUCUUUAAGCCUGGGAUAGUCUGAUAAAAUGUGAUUUUUUUUUUUUGGUAUCUAUCUCGCCUCUCCAAACCGUAAAAUGUCUCACCAAAACUAGUGUGCACACAGAAGCUGGAGCAUUUCCUUUGUUUCUAAUCCAGAAAGCAGAAGGCGUUGCUUAAAACAUGACAGAGUGGCUCUGGCUCAACGUUUAAGUGACUCAUCCAUCUAAAUCUGACCAAACUCACAUGAAUAUGAGUGUUUCUAACUAUUUUCUUUUUAAUUUCUAAAGAACAAAACGACAAGGUGUUCUCACACGUGAAUGGAGUGUGUGUGUGUAUUUGUGAAUGCUUGUAAGAACAGUGUAAGAUUAAAUAUGCAUACGCGCUAAUAAAAGCAAAUUGAAAAGGC